Messenger RNA from Aethina tumida (small hive beetle), 1064 nucleotides. RefSeq names its product cathepsin B. The record is from RefSeq and is a predicted model, not a curated record. Gene Ontology annotation, biological process: regulation of catalytic activity. The coding region runs from base 36 to 1028 and encodes 330 amino acids. Gene Ontology annotation, molecular function: cysteine-type endopeptidase activity. NCBI's taxonomy places the organism in Eukaryota, Metazoa, Arthropoda, Insecta, Coleoptera, Nitidulidae. The transcript is spliced from 4 exons. Gene Ontology annotation, cellular component: lysosome.
GAAUCAUUGACCAAACUAUUCUGGCGUGAAUCAGUAUGAAGCUGUAUUUAGUUAUCUUGGCUUUGUUGUCCGAAUUUUUAAGUUUAGUUUAUGGAUUUGACCAUUUGUCCGACGAAUUUAUAGAUCGAAUAAAUUUAAAGGCAAAGACAUGGACAGCGGGGAAGAAUUUCGGUGACAAUGUUUCGUGGUCCUAUAUUAAAAAUCUUAUGGGCGUGCUUCCAUUAAAAUAUGAAAUGCCUAUUUUAUACUCAGAAAAGAAGUUCAACUUACCAGAAAGUUUUGAUGCGAGGGAAAAGUGGAGUCUUUGUCCAACUAUUCAGGAAAUACGAGAUCAAGGUGCCUGUGGUUCCUGUUGGGCAGUAGCUGCUGUUGAAGCUAUGUCCGAUAGAGUUUGCAUACACUCAAACGGCACCAAAAACUUUCGUUAUUCAUCCGAGGAUAUGCUAUCCUGCUGCGACAUUUGUGGAUUUGGUUGUUCCGGGGGUUUAACAGGUGCCGCUUGGCAUUACUGGGUGAAAAGUGGAAUCGUUUCCGGCGGUUCGUAUGGCACAAAACAAGGUUGCAGGCCAUAUGAAAUACCUCCGUGUGAGCAUGAUGUUAACGGUACUAGACCCACAUGCUCCGGUAAACAUUUUCAAACACCGAAAUGUUUGAAAACUUGUGAAGACAAUUAUCCAAUAACUUAUGAAAAUGAUAGGCAUUUCGGGAAAUCGUAUUACAGAAUUUCGAGUAACCCUGAUGAUAUUAGAAAAGAAAUAUUUGAAAAUGGUCCGGUUGAGGCUUCGUUUACUGUGUUUUCAGAUUUCUUGCAUUAUAAAUCAGGCGUGUAUCAGCAUGUAGUUGGUAAAAAUCUUGGAAUACACGCGAUAAAGUUGUUGGGAUGGGGUGUUGAAAAUGGCACCGAAUAUUGGCUUGUGGCGAAUUCAUGGAAUUCCGAUUGGGGUGAUGAUGGUACAUUUAAAAUACUAAGGGGCAAAAAUCAUUUGGGAAUUGAAUAUGAGGUUGUUGCUGGUCUACCUAGUGUGUAACAUUUUAUUUUAAAUAUAUUAAAAUGUUUUAUUAUA